UUUGAAAACUACACUCAUGUUAUUUCUUCUUCGUUGUAAUCUUACUCCCCUGAACAGAAACUCUACGAUCCUCUCCAAGGCCGGGAUAGGAAGCAGGUAAAGCAGCCACAUCCCCACCCACCUGACAGCUGAUAACCUGGCCGCUGGAACAGGCUGUCAAAAUCAGGCCUGAGAUAGGGAAGUUCCAGGGAGAAUCCUGUCUACCCCACCGCCUAGGGCUUUCUGGACAGCGCUCCUUGAGAUCAGUUACUCCCCACCUCCUUCUAAAGAGCCAGCCGAAUGCUCUUUUUCCAGUUCUAGCUGAACUGUCGGCUUCAGCCGGCGAGGACUCCUGCCAGGUACCUACCUGGCUUGGUGAGCACCGCCCAAACUGGUCCGGCUAGUCUGCCCUGUGGCUGUUUCUGCCAGGACUUGCCCGUGAGUGUGUUAGAGACCCACCCUUCUCCACAGCAACUCAGGUAGGUGGAAAGGCAGCUCUGGGCACUAACCUGGCAGUCAGGCUAGAUGGGUGGAGCUGAAUUAAUCUAACCUGGAAUUUCAACUUGGCCGGCACAACAGGCAGCGCUGCCUUCCUCACCAUCCUGAUCCCCAGAGGAGAACUACCCUGGGGAGACUCCACCCUGCUCUGCCCCGCCGCACACCCACCUGCUCACCUCAUGCCCGGGUCCUGGCUGAGUGAGGGUGAAGAACCCACCCGGCCAAGAUGAUCUCUUCCUUGAGGGCUGCUGCUGCUGUGCUCUCCCAGAUCCUGGGCCCCAGCAGGUGGGAAAGUGGCCCUGGAAGCCCUGUCAGACUGCUGCAGAGGAGGUGAAGAGGCAUCCAACCUGGAGACGGGGAGCUCCUUGUCUUCCACCUUUGUAGAUUAUUGACUGUUUUAGGAGAGAAAGACCUGUUGGUGGCCUUUUGCAGACAACAGGAAACUGCUGGAAACUGGAUUGUGGUUCUGCACAGGACCUAUGCUCUCCUCACUGGCAGUGUCAGCAUCAUGAGCCAGUUUCAGGUGCCCCUGGCCGUCCAGCCGGACCUGCCAGGCCUUUAUGACUUCCCUCAGGGCCAAGUGAUGGUAGGGGGCUUCCAGGGAUCUGGGCUUCCUGUGACUGGGAGUGAGGCCCAGCUGAGAGGGAAUGGAGAUGGGCGAAAGAAACGGAAACGGUGUGGUAAUUGUGAGCCCUGCCGGAGGCUGGAAAACUGUGGGGCUUGCACCAGCUGUACCAACCGCCGCACACACCAGAUCUGCAAACUUCGCAAGUGUGAGGUGCUGAAGAAAAAAGUGGGGCUUCUCAAGGAGGUGGAAAUAAAGGCUGGUGAAGGAGCCGGGCCGUGGACACAAGGGGCGGCUGUCAAGACAGGCUCAGAGCUCAGCCCAGUUGAUGGACCUGUUCCAGGUCAGAUGGACUCAGGGCCAGUGUACCAUGGGGACUCACGGCAGCUAAGCACCUCAGGGGCGCCGGUCAAUGGUGCUAGAGAGCCCGCUGGACCCAGUCUACUGGGGGCUGCAGGUCCUUGGCGGGUAGACCAGAAGCCCGACUGGGACGCUGCCCCAGGCCCAGCUCACACUGCUCGCCUGGAAGAUGCUCACGAUUUGGUGGCCUUUUCGGCUGUGGCCGAAGCUGUGUCCUCUUAUGGGGCCCUUAGCACUCGGCUCUAUGAAACCUUCAACCGUGAGAUGAGUCGUGAGGCUGGGAAUAACAGCAGGGGCCCCCGGCCAGGGCCUGAGAGCUGCUCUGUUGGCAGUGAAGACCUUGACACGCUACAGACGGCCCUGGCCCUUGCACGGCAUGGCAUGAAACCACCCAACUGCAACUGCGAUGGCCCAGAAUGCCCUGACUACCUCGAGUGGCUGGAGGGGAAGAUCAAGUCUGUGGUUAUGGAAGGAGCGCAGGAGCGGCCCAGGGUCACAGGGACUCUGCCCCCUGCUGAGGCUGGCCUCCCAGCACCAAGUACCAGGCCACUUCUUAGCUCUGAGGUCCCCCAGGUACCUCCCCUGGAGGGCCUGCCCCUGUCCCAGAGUGCCCUAAGCAUUGCGAAGGAAAAGAACAUCAGCCUGCAGACUGCUAUUGCCAUCGAGGCCCUCACACAGCUCUCUUCCACCCUGCCCCAGCCUUCUCAUUCCACCUCUCAGGCUUCAUGCCCCCUCCCUGAAGCCUUGUCCCCUCCUGCCCCUUUCAGGUCUCCCCAGUCCUACCUCCGGGCUCCUUCGUGGCCUGUGGUUCCCUCUGAGGAGCACCUGUCUUUUCCUCCUGAUAGCCCAGCCUUCCCUCCUGCGCCUCCUAGAACUGAGUUUCCUGAAGCCUGGGGCACCGACACCCCACCAGCAACACCUCGGAACUCCUGGCCAGUGCCCCGCCCGAGCCCCGACCCCAUGGCUGAACUGGAGCAGUUAUUGGGCAGUGCCAGUGAUUACAUCCAGUCAGUAUUUAAGAGGCCUGAGGCCCUGCCCACCAAGCCCAAGAUUAAAGUUGAGGCACCCUCUUCUUCCCCAGCCCCAUCCUCAUCCCCCAUUCUCCAGAGGGAGGCUCCAACACCAUCCUCGGAGCCAGACACCCACCAGAAGGCCCAGACCGCCCUACAGCAGCACCUCCACCAUAAGCGUAGUCUUUUCCUAGAACAGACCCAUGAUGCCUCCUGUCCUCUUCCUGGGGAGCCUCCUACUCCUGGCUGGUGGGCCCCACCAAGCUCACCUGCUCCACGGCCUCCAGACAGAGCACCCAAGGAGAAGAAGAAGAAGCCCCCCACACCAGUUGGAGGUCUUGUGGGAACAGACAAAGCUGCCCCUGGGAUCAAGCCCAGUGUCCGAAAGCCCAUUCAGAUCAAGAAGUCCAGGCCACGGGAAGCGCAACCCCUCUUCUUGCCUGUCAGACAGAUUGUCCUGGAAGGGCUGAGGCCCCAAGCCACUGAGGAAGUGCAGGCACAUGCACCUGCCCCUCUCUCAGCCCCACUUUCUGCCGCUCUCUCUACCGCUCUCUCUACUCCUCUCUCUGCCCCUGCCCCUGCCCUCCCUCUUUCUCUCCCUCUCCCUCUCUCUCUUCCUGCCUCACAAGGCUCUGCUGUCUCCUUGCCCACAGAACCUUCUCUUGCGCUAUUUGCACCUAGUCCCUCCGGGGACAACCUGCUGCCCCCUACUCAGGAAAUGAGGUCCCCCAGCCCUAUGGCCACCCUGCAGCCAGGCUCUGCUGGUCCCCUUCCCCCUGCUGAUGACAAGCUAGAAGAGCUCAUCCGGCAGUUUGAGGCUGAAUUUGGGGAUAGCUUUGGGCUUCCUGGCCCCCCUUCUGUGCCCAUUCAGGACCCUGAGAACCAGCCAACUUGUCUCCCAGCCCCCGAGAGCCCUUUUGCUACCCGGUCCCCCAAGCAAAUCAAGAUUGAGUCUUCAGGAGCUGUGACUGUACUCUCAACCACCUGCUUCCAUUCAGAAGAAGGUGGCCAGGAGGCCACACCCACCAAGGCUGAGAAUCCACUCACACCCACCCUUAGUGGCUUCUUGGAGUCACCUCUUAAGUACCUGGACACACCCACCAAGAGCCUGCUGGACACACCUGCCAAGAGGGCCCAGGCCGAGUUCCCCACUUGUGAUUGUGUCGAGCAAAUAGUGGAGAAGGAUGAAGGUCCGUAUUACACUCAUCUGGGAUCUGGCCCCACAGUAGCUUCUAUCCGGGAACUCAUGGAGGAGCGGUAUGGAGAGAAGGGAAAAGCCAUCCGGAUUGAGAAGGUCAUCUAUACCGGGAAGGAGGGGAAGAGUUCCAGAGGGUGCCCCAUUGCAAAGUGGGUGAUCCGCAGGCACACACUGGAGGAGAAGCUGCUCUGCCUGGUGCGGCAUCGGGCAGGCCACCACUGCCAGAACGCCGUGAUUGUCAUCCUCAUCCUGGCCUGGGAGGGCAUCCCGCGCAGCCUGGGAGACACCCUCUACCAAGAGCUCACUGAUACCCUCCGGAAGUAUGGGAACCCCACCAGCCGGAGAUGUGGCCUCAAUGAUGACCGGACCUGCGCUUGCCAAGGCAAAGACCCUAACACCUGUGGUGCCUCCUUCUCCUUCGGCUGCUCCUGGAGUAUGUACUUCAAUGGCUGCAAAUACGCUCGAAGCAAGACACCUCGCAAGUUCCGCCUUGCAGGGGACAAUCCCAAGGAGGAAGAGGUACUCCGGAAGAGUUUCCAGGAUCUGGCCACCGAAGUUGCUCCCCUGUACAAGCGGCUGGCCCCUCAGGCGUAUCAGAACCAGGUGACCAAUGAGGAAGUAGCAAUCGACUGCCGCUUGGGACUGAAGGAAGGGAGGCCCUUCUCGGGGGUCACAGCCUGCAUGGACUUCUGCGCCCACGCCCACAAGGACCAGCAUAACCUCUACAAUGGGUGUACUGUGGUGUGCACCCUAACCAAGGAAGACAAUCGCUGUGUGGGCCAGAUCCCUGACGACGAGCAGCUGCACGUGCUCCCCCUGUACAAGAUGGCCAGCACGGAUGAGUUUGGCAGCGAGGAGAACCAGAAUGCCAAGGUGAGCAGUGGGGCCAUCCAGGUGCUCACCGCCUUCCCGCGAGAGGUCCGGCGCCUGCCUGAACCUGCCAAGUCUUGCCGCCAGCGGCAGCUGGAAGCCAGGAGGGCAGCAGCUGAGAAGAAGAAGAUGAUUCAGAAGGAGAAGUUGAGCACCCCCGAGAAGAUCAAGCAGGAGGCCCUGGAGCUGGCUGGGGUCCCCACUGACCCAGGCCUGUCUCUGAAGGGUGGAUUGUCCCAACAAAGCCUGAAGCCCUCCCUCAAGGUGGAGCCACAGAACCACUUCAGCUCCUUCAAGUACAGUGGCAACGCCGUGGUGGAGAGCUACUCGGUGCUGGGCAAUUGCCGGCCCUCCGACCCCUACAGCAUGAACAGUGUAUACUCCUACCACUCCUACUAUGCACAGCCCAGCCUGACCUCUGUCAACGGGUUCCACUCCAAAUAUGCUCUUCCGUCGUUUGGCUACUAUGGCUUUCCAUCCAGCAACCCCGUCUUUCCCUCCCAGUUCCUGGGUCCUGGCAGCUGGGGGCACAGUGGCAGCAGUGGCAGUUUUGAGAAGAAGCCAGACCUCCAUGCUCUGCACAACAGCCUGAGCCCGGCCUACAGUGGUGCUGAGUUUGCCGAGCUGCCUGGCCAGGUUGUUCCCACAGACACCCACCACCCCACUCCUCACCACCAGCAGCCUGCUUACCCAGGCCCCAAGGAGUAUCUGAUUCCCAAGGCUCCCCAGCUCCACCCAGUGUCCAGGGACCCCUCUCCCUUUGCUCAGAGCUCUAACUGCUACAACAGAUCCAUCAAGCAAGAACCAGUAGACCCACUGGUCCAGACCGAAUCUGUACCCAGAGACCCUGGUAAAAUGAGCAAAACGCCUUUGCCGGAAGCAUCUCAGAAUGGGGGACCCAAUCACCUAUGGGGACAGUACUCAGGAGGCCCAAGCAUGUCCCCGAAGAGGACUAACAGUGUGGGUGGCAGCUGGGGGGUGUUCCCUCCUGGGGAAAGCCCUGCCAUUGUUCCUGACAAGCUCAAUUCUUUUGGGGCCAGCUGCCUAACCCCAUCUCACUUCCCAGAGGGCCAGUGGGGUCUGUUUGCCAGUGAGGGGCAGCAGCUGGCUCCCCAUCCUGGAUCACGGCUGCAAGGCAAAUCAUGGAGCCCCUGCAAGUUUGGGAACAGCACCUCGGCUUUGGCUGGGCCUAGCCUGACUGAGAAGCCCUGGGGGAUAGGGGCAGGGGAUUUCAGAUCUGCCCUGAAAGGCAGUCCUGGAUUCCAAGACAAGUUGUGGAAUCCCUUGAAAGGGGAGGAGGGAAGAAUUCCCACGCCGGGGGCAAGCCAUCUGGACAAGGCCUGGCAGGCCUUUGGGGUGCCCCUGGGAUCCAGUGAGAAACUCUUUGGGUCCCUGAAGUCUGAAGAGAAGCUGUGGGAUCCCUUCAGCUUGGAGGAGGGGACAUCUGAUGAGGCUGCCAAGGGGACUGUGAAGGAGGAGAAGGCCAGUGUGGAGGAGGAGGAAGAAGAACUGUGGUCAGACAGCGAACACAACUUCCUGGACGAGAACAUCGGCGGUGUCGCUGUGGCCCCAGCCCAUGGAUCCAUCCUCAUUGAGUGUGCCCGGCGGGAGCUGCAUGCCACCACACCACUCAAGAAGCCCAAUCGCUGCCACCCCACCCGCAUCUCGCUGGUCUUCUACCAGCACAAGAACCUCAACCAGCCCAACCACGGGCUGGCCCUUUGGGAGGCCAAGAUGAAGCAGCUGGCGGAGCGGGCACGGGCACGGCAGGAGGAGGCCGCACGGCUGGGCCUGGGCCAGCAGGAGGCCAAGCUCUACGGGAAGAAGCGCAAGUGGGGGGGCGCCCUGGUCGCCGAGCCCCAGCACAAGGAGAGGAAGGGAGCCGUUCCCACCCGGCAGGCACUGGCCGUGCCCACAGAUUCAGCGGUCACCGUGUCCUCUUACGCCUACACGAAGGUCACUGGCCCCUACAGCCGCUGGAUCUAGGUGCCAGGGAGCCAGCGUACCUCAGCGUCGGGCCCAGCCCGAGCUGCCUCUGUGGUGCUUUUGCCCUCACACCCGGGGGCGGGUUGGGGGUGCAGAAGUCUUUCUAUCUAUACAUACAUAUAUGGAGAUGCCUAUCAUAUAUAUGUAUUUAUGGUCCAAACCUCAGAACUGACCCGCCUCUUCCUUCCCCCCACGUCCCCAGCACUUUGAAGAAGAAACUACGGCUGUCGGGUGAUUUUUUCCGUGAUCUUAAUAUUUAUAUGUCCACGUUGUUUUAUUUUUCCCCUUGUUGGAGGGGCUUUUGUUUUCUGUUUUUAAAACUCUAUCCUUGUAUAUCACAAUAAUGGAAAGAAAGUUUAUAGUGUCCUUUCACAAAGGAGUAGUUUUAAA
Octodon degus (degu) is the source of this 6856-nucleotide messenger RNA. It is a transcript of the gene Tet3, whose product is annotated as tet methylcytosine dioxygenase 3. The record is from RefSeq and is a predicted model, not a curated record. Bases 986 to 6466 code for a protein of 1826 amino acids. Gene Ontology annotation, molecular function: DNA 5-methylcytosine dioxygenase activity; DNA binding; zinc ion binding. The transcript has 13 exons. NCBI's taxonomy places the organism in Eukaryota, Metazoa, Chordata, Mammalia, Rodentia, Octodontidae. Gene Ontology annotation, biological process: oxidative demethylation; positive regulation of transcription by RNA polymerase II. Gene Ontology annotation, cellular component: nucleus.